AUGCUCGCCGGGUACAUCCAGCCCUCGGACGCCCCGCCCCCGGGGCCCAAGCUGCACGUCCGGAACCGGCUGCCGGAGACCGCGGAGGUGUUCUGGGUGCACCCGACGACCGGGGAGGAGGUCCGGCUGAUCGAGCUGAAGGCCGGCGAGUCGGAGAACUUGGACACGCACCCGGGGCACCGGUUCGUCGCCCGCCUCGCGGCCAGCCCCGAUCCUGCCGCGCUGCCCGUGGGCUCGUACACGGCGACGGCCUCCGCCUCGCAGGCCUUCCAUCAUCGCGGGCACCCGCGGGAAGGAUGA
This is a messenger RNA of Prorocentrum cordatum, 300 nucleotides long. Lineage: Eukaryota; Dinophyceae; Prorocentrales; Prorocentraceae. The record is from the annotation of a GenBank genome assembly.